AUGCCUCUGUCAACCAACGAGCAGCAAGACACAUUUGUACCGGGAGCUCAGAGGACUUUUCGAGGUCUCAGUCCACAUCAGAGACUUGCACUGCCUGUGCUUGUGCUUGGUGGCGCUGAGAGCAUCACGAUUCCCUCUCACCACCCUACGGCCUCCGUUGGAGCAAGCCAUUGCGAAGACCAGGACGACACGCCAGCGCACGCCGAACCUUGUACACCAUGGAAGACCGGAAGCGGUCACGAUCCGUGGACGUCGGGGCCGACAUGCAAGACUUCGCCGCCCAGGUCCAGCAAACACCACCCUGCCCUCAUCACCCGACCACGCCAGGCUCCACUGCCCGUCACUCCAGAGGCGAGUUCAGACAUCCCAAUCCCAUCCGAGAUAGCCGGUUCCCAACGUGGAACGCGCCCACAGACACGAUCGAGGAAGUGUCAGAGCAAGACGAGCGAGAGAGACGGUACUCAGAUCCCCUGGGCGACUCGACGGGAAUCAACAGCCCCAACCGAAACUCUUCCAAAGGGGUCAAAUCUGCCUAGGCGGCAGUCAGGUCUGGGUCUCGGGCCAUCGGCAGCUUCGCCUACAAACGCUUCGACGACGCCAAGUUUGGAUGGAAAAAGCGGAAACAGCGACGAGAAGAAGAGCCUGUUCAGCCCGCCCCAGCACCUCCGCCCCAGCCAGGAACUCAUCCCUACCUCCAUCCAGCUCAAGCUGGGGGGAGGACGGCGCACUCGUCAACAACAUCAUUCGGCAGCACUCACUCCAACCCCAGAGAAGCCCUCCGUCACGAUCGAACGAUACGCGAGUACGGGUACUGUCCAGACUGUGGCGAACGUGGAGUGGCGCAAUACACUCGACACACAGAAUACUACGGGAUGGGAUCUUCGCGAUGGGUGUACCACAAGACCUAUGUGCCUCAACGCUCCCCUGCCACUUCCCUGGACAGCCUGGCCAGCGCCGGCUACGACAUCGCCCCUCAGACCCGAGAACGACUUGAACGACUUCUCAGCGACCGUGGAUCUAUCCGGGACAGAGAAGAUCUCUUGCCAAUCCUCUCAAACGAUGAACAACGGCGUAUCUUUGCAGGAUACCUCGUCCAGAGAUCUGGGCCGUCGGAAGAUGUCGUACCACAGUCCAACGCGCCCCGCCCUGAUCUCAGACGCAGUACAUCCAUGCCAGCGUUCCAACGAUCACACACCCGAUGAGAGUCCACCCAUGUCGCCGCAGAGCACCACAUCGAGCAUCGCUGCUUCUCACGAGACACCAAUGACCAGCCCGAGUCGGUCACUGAGAAAAGGAAGACCCAGCCCGAGUCGGUUUUCAGCGCUCGCCAGCCAUCUUGCACAAUUUGAUGGCCAGGACGAGGCUGGGAGUGGGCAUCCAUCACCUGAGGCUGGACCAAGUACUCCUGAGGUGGAAGAGGAUGCGGACGAGACCUUCUUCGACGUCGAUGGGUCUACUGAGGCGAGUGACGAUGUCUUCUUUGACAGCGCUUCCCGUAUGCGAGGUUCCGAGUCGAGACAUAGUCGGAUUCCAAGCGCCUACGAUAAUGAUGCCGCUGGUUCGCCCAUGCCUUCUCGGGCGCCUUCAGGUCGAGCGGACCAGGAUGAAUUUACACCUCUAGGCACACCUAGCUUCGCCAAGGGUGCCUCCGCCUUCCCCUUCCCUCGCCACACGGGUGGUGAUGCUUAUGGUCCGGCGGUACGUCGAUCGAGGUACCCAAGCGCCUUACUAGGACACUGCGAGCGCAAUGCCACGCCUCGUCAGAAGCGUCUGAUGACAGUAGGUGCUCAGACUCCGGACCGCUUCAUCCCGACGCGUGCUGGGACGCCCACCAAGGAGUCGCUGCUGCUUUCGAAGCGUCGUGCUAAGCCGUCUGGCCUCAAUACGACCAAUGCAGAGUCGGACCCUUUCGGACCGGUGCCAGCACGAAGUCUGUGGAUGGCAGAGCAGUAUGCCACACUCUGCAGCCCUCCAGCGCCGCUUCUUCCAGUUGGUGCACCCACAAGAGUGUUCGAUGCUUCGGCGCAAGCACGCCGAGCACCCAGCUUAGGCACCGUAUGGACUGUCGGUGGAUCCAUGGUGACUGAAGGCGUGGCGAGCAUUACGAACGGACGCGGUGGACGAGUUACGAGUGGGACGAACGCUGCACACUAUACUGCGGACUUUAUCCGGAAGAACUCGUUGACCGAAGAUGAGGUUACGCAUUCCAGACGACUUGCUGUGGCCAUGGAUAUCGAUCAGAAUGCGAGGAUGCUGGUGCAAAGGUCUCCUGCUUCGCCUAUUACGUCGAGCGGUGGCAGUGCUUCGCCCGCUCAAGGUCGUCGGGUCUGGAGGGACGGUGCAUGGCAGCAGGAUGGUGUUGCGACACCCACGAAGGGAAAGACGAAGAAGGUCAAAGACGUCCCGGUCAUCCCCUUCCGAGUGCUUAAUGCGCCAGCGCUGCGCGAUGACUAUUACUGCUCUCUACUCUCCUACUCACCUACUCUAAACUGCCUGGCAGUCGGCCUCGGCCCGCACGUUUACCUCUGGUCCGAAAAGCGCACGUCUUCUAGCAUCCCAGACUCGUUGACCGCACCGGCAGGCAGUGCGCACGUUACGUCUGUCUCCUUCAGCUCAAAAGGCGGCGGCAGUGCCAUUCUUGCUCUUGGCCGUGCGGACGGUCGCAUUACACUCUGGAGUCCACUGGAUCGUGAGCCGCGGUUUGACAGCGAGCAGCCAUCUCCUAUCUCAUGCUUGGCUUUUCGUCCUGAGACUGUCCGCAGGCCCUCCCUUCGAGACUCCAAUGCCAUGGCCAUGACUGAAGAGCUUCUUGUCGGUGACGAAGUGGGCUUUGUGUACUACUAUUCAAUUGAAUGGCCCACUCAAGACCAGCGAGACCUUUUUGACUGGCAUGGUAGCAUGAAACUGCUGGCGAGAAUCGAGUGCCACUCGCAACAAGUCUGUAGAAUAACUUGGAGCGCCGAGGGCCAAUUCUUCGCCACCGGCGGCAACGACAAUCAGCUGUUCCUCUUCGAAAGCAAGAAGAUACAUCAACCGCCUGACCCCCAAAGCGUGAACGCCGGCACCGCAGUCCACGUACGGGCUAGAAGCUCCAACACCGUGACUGGACAAGACGCCGUCCUCGCCAUCACGCCCGGCCAGGAACGGCACAUCUUCAGCCUUAACGCCGCAGUCAAGGCAAUGGCCUUCGCGCCCUGGCAAUCUACCCUCCUCGCAGCAGGAGGCGGAAGCAACGACCGCUGCAUCCACUUCUUCCACACCCUCUCCGGCGCCACGCUCGCGACCAUCGACUGCCACGCCCAAGUCACCUCGCUCGUGUGGUCGGAGAAGCGCAAGGAAAUCGCCGGCACGUUCGGCUUCGCGCAGCCCGAACACCCCUACCGCGUCGCCGUCUUCGCCUGGCCGAGCUGCAACAUGGUCGUGCGCAUACCGUGGUGGGGCGAGGAGCGCGCUUUAUUCGGCGUCGCUUACCCGCGCGGUCCGGGGACUGGUGGUCAGCGGCAAGCUGAUUCUCAGGAUGGGGCCUCUGCGGUGAGAAGGACUGAUGCGGAGGGACGCCCGUGGUAUGGCAGGCGGACGAGGGAGGAGGGGUGUUUGGUGGUGGCGACGAGUGAUGCGAGUAUUAAGUUUCAUGAGAUCUGGGCGGAGCAUAGUGGUGGUGGGGCUGCUGGGGGUGGGAGGAGGGUGGAGAGUGGGAUUUUUGGGGGGAGUAGGAUUUUGGAGGAGGAGGGGACCGGGGAUAUUGAGCGGUGGGGUGUUAUUCGGUGA
Saxophila tyrrhenica is the source of this 3768-nucleotide messenger RNA. RefSeq lists its product as uncharacterized. The transcript has 3 exons. Lineage: Eukaryota; Fungi; Ascomycota; Dothideomycetes; Mycosphaerellales; Extremaceae. Gene Ontology annotation, molecular function: ubiquitin ligase activator activity; anaphase-promoting complex binding; protein binding. Gene Ontology annotation, cellular component: anaphase-promoting complex. The record is from RefSeq and is a predicted model, not a curated record. The coding region runs from base 1 to 3768 and encodes 1255 amino acids. Gene Ontology annotation, biological process: positive regulation of ubiquitin protein ligase activity; anaphase-promoting complex-dependent catabolic process; positive regulation of anaphase-promoting complex-dependent catabolic process.